This is a messenger RNA of Adelges cooleyi (spruce gall adelgid), 1857 nucleotides long. It is a transcript of the gene Sps1, whose product is annotated as inactive selenide, water dikinase-like protein. The record is from RefSeq and is a predicted model, not a curated record. Gene Ontology annotation, biological process: L-selenocysteine biosynthetic process. NCBI's taxonomy places the organism in Eukaryota, Metazoa, Arthropoda, Insecta, Hemiptera, Adelgidae. Gene Ontology annotation, molecular function: ATP binding; selenide, water dikinase activity. Gene Ontology annotation, cellular component: cytoplasm. The transcript is spliced from 2 exons. The coding region runs from base 222 to 1454 and encodes 410 amino acids.
AACCGUGUUUAUAGAGCGACGUUGUCGUUUGUUUUGUUUGGGGUUGUGUUUGUGAAAUACAUUGAUUGCCGCUUUAUAAAAGUAAUAUUUUCAUACGAGUUUUUGUUGGUACUUUUAUAAUUGUUUCCCGGUAAAUUUACAAAUUUCAAUUAUCGCACAAUAUUUAACCUUACCGUCUUUACUGUAUAAUAGCCUCUUGGAAAUAUUUUAGUAAUAAAAUUAUGGGCGACUACAUUCAUGCAAACAUAUCUCAGGACAAUGCAGCUAUGGUGCGACUUGAAUUAGCGCAAAAUGAUCAGAUUCCAUUGCGUCGACCAUUUGAUCCUUUGAUACAUGAUUUAGACCCUCAUUUUAAAUUGACCCGUUUUGCAGACCUUAAAGGACGUGGUUGCAAAGUUCCACAAGAAGUUCUCAACAAACUGUUGGAAAGUUUUCAACAAGAUGAAAAUGGUCAUGGGGAACAAUCUCACUUUAUGCAUAUGACAAUGACGAAAAUUGGUAUUGGAAUGGAUGCAGCGGUUGUACCUCUUCGACAUGGUGGCCUUUCUCUAGUACAAACUACAGACUAUUUUUACCCUCUUGUUGACGAUCCAUUUGUUAUGGGUAAAAUAGCAUGUUCGAAUGUUUUAAGUGAUUUAUAUGCCAUGGGUGUAACUGAAUGUGACAAUAUGCUCAUGCUUUUAUCUGUUUCUACUAAAAUGACUGAAAAAGAACGAGAUGUAGUCAUACCUUUAAUUAUGAAAGGAUUUAAAGAAACUGCUUUUGAAGCUGGUACAACUGUCACUGGUGGCCAAACAGUAGUCAAUCCGUGGUGUACUAUCGGAGGAGUUGCUACUACAGUAUGUCAACCUAACGAAUUUAUUAUCCCUGACAAUGCAGUAGUUGGCGAUGUCCUUGUAUUAACAAAGCCUUUAGGAACACAAGUGGCUGUUAACGCUCACCAAUGGCUAGACCAACAAGAUAAGUGGAACCGAAUAAAGCUUAUAGUUUCUGAAGAAGAUGUAAGGAAAGCCUAUCAACGUGCUAUGGACUCAAUGGCUCGAUUAAACAAAACUGCAGCUAAACUUAUGCAUAAAUACAAUGCCCAUGGGGCAACAGAUGUAACUGGUUUUGGACUAUUGGGUCAUGCACAAACCUUAGCAAAGCAUCAGAAGAAUGAAGUUUCAUUUGUUAUUCAUAAUCUUCCUGUAAUUUCAAAGAUGGCAUCAGUAGCAAAGGCAUGUGGAAAUAUGUUUCAAUUAUUACAAGGUCAUUCAGCGGAGACAUCUGGAGGACUUUUAAUAUGCUUACCUAGAGAACAAGCAGCUGCUUAUUGUAAAGAUAUCGAAAAAGUUGAAGGAUACCAAGCAUGGAUUAUAGGUAUCGUAGAAAAAGGCAACCGCACAGCUCGAAUAAUUGAUAAACCAAGAGUAAUUGAAGUACCUGCUAAGGAAAAAGAUGGGGAACUUUGGUAGUAUUAUAAAUAACAACAGUGCCAUAAUUUGGUAAUUAUAAGGAAUGUGGAUUUUCUUUUUGAAAUUUAUUACCUAGUUUUUUAUGAUUAUUUCUAAUUUUUAAAUGUUGAUUUCAUUAUGUUAAGCUUGUAUUUUAUAUACCUUUUCAUCACAAGCUGGGCUUAAUGUUGUAGUUUAAAUUUAAGGAUUGUAUAUAUGCAUUCUUACAAAGACUAGAUUACCAUUCCUAUGUGGUAUGAUUAUUAUUAUUAUAUAUACAAAAAUAAAUUUUAUAUUUUUAUCCAAUAAAAACUUUUUUUUAAUUUGUACAUUUAUUCUUAAUUAAAGAUUGUUAUAAAUAUAUAAAAAAAUUGUUUUUACAAAACAAAUGUGUUUUGAUUUGUAAAUUGCCAAUAUUAAAGUU